Ylistrum balloti is the source of this 1224-nucleotide messenger RNA. Its product is annotated as S-adenosylmethionine sensor upstream of mTORC1-like. NCBI's taxonomy places the organism in Eukaryota, Metazoa, Mollusca, Bivalvia, Pectinida, Pectinidae. The transcript has 4 exons. Gene Ontology annotation, biological process: negative regulation of TORC1 signaling. The coding region runs from base 8 to 1198 and encodes 396 amino acids. The record is from RefSeq and is a predicted model, not a curated record.
UGAUGUAAUGGCAGUCAUGGAAGGUCGGGAGGAGCACCUGAGACUUGCUGGAGUCAUUAAAGGUCUGCAUGCAGAUCUAAGGAAGAAAUUCAAGAAAUGCACAGGCACUGAUGACUUUGAGCAGAUUUGGAAGGAACACUGUAAUGACUCAAAUACCUUGCGACAAUAUGCUGAUGCCAUGCAUCAGUUGGCAACAGAUCACUGGACAAGGCUUCCAGAGACCAGGAUCGACUGGUGCCGAAAAACAAUCCUGGAAUAUUUCCAUGGAGGUGGUCUGAAGAAAGCAUUAGAAAAAGUUUCCCGCAGGGUUAAAGUUCACCAGUCUCAUCAAUUACAGAGUAAAUGCAUGGACCAGAGAAACAAUGACUUACUUAUUGAUGAACAGACAGAUCAUACAGUUAGUAAUGAUUCCAAGGAUGCAGUUUUAUGUAGGGAUGUACCUGUGAAUGGCCUCCAGGAAGUUAGUAUUGAGACGACAUGUAAACCUGGUACAGAUCCACUACUAGGGAAUGUGACAGACAUUGGCAUCCCGUUUGAAGGAAGGAUUCGUUUACUAGACGUGGGGAGUUGUUACAACCCUUUUGCUGCCUUUGAGGAAUUUCUGUCCAUCGGCCUUGACAUCAGCCCAGCUAACUCGUUGGUUCAUCGGUGUGACUUUCUUAACCUGGAGCUGACCAGUCCGGACCCCGUUGCCCUGUCGAAGGAAGAUCCCUUUGAGAACCUCCCUGACUUAGUAUCACAACUACCUCGCCAGAGUUUUCACGUCGUUGUGUUUUCCUUGCUGCUUGAGUACCUUCCAUCGACCAUUCAGCGAUGGACAUGUUGUUGCAACGCUCAUCAGCUCCUAGCAGGCAAUGGAUUGUUGGUUGUUGUGACCCCUGAUUCUCACAAACAGCAUCGGAAUGCAGCGAUGCUCAAGAGUUGGAGGCUUGCAAUUGAGUCAAUAGGAUUUGUACGAUGGCGAUAUGUGAAACUAGACCACAUACAUUGUUUGGCUUUCAGAAAACUUCAUUUUGGAGAAGUAAGAGACAAAGAAGUGGCUACCGCAUCCCCGGACAUGUUGUAUAUACCUCAGGACUUUCACGAGGAGGACGAAGACAAGGUAGUGGAAGCUGUUGUACGCACGGAUGAAGACAGUGAAAAUAUCUCUAAAACAUUUGAGGAACUUCCAGCCUGUUUUGGUGUUGACGGUGAUUAAUAAAAACACAUGUAUUAUGCAAAGAA